Molecule: messenger RNA, 921 nt
Organism: Diaporthe amygdali
Lineage: Eukaryota; Fungi; Ascomycota; Sordariomycetes; Diaporthales; Diaporthaceae
Exons: 4
Coding region: 1-921 (306 amino acids)
Cellular component (GO): cytoplasm
Molecular function (GO): oxidoreductase activity, acting on the CH-OH group of donors, NAD or NADP as acceptor
Source: RefSeq, a predicted model, not a curated record
AUGGCCGAGAUACACUUUUCGGAGGAAGAUGCCAAGACGUUGAAGGGCAAGGUUGUUGUGUUGACAGGGGGGGCGCAAGGCAUUGGUGCAGCAGCCGUGUCAUUAUACCACAGCCACGGCGCCCACGUUUAUUUUGGAGACUGGGACGACGCGAAAGGCAAAGUAGUCGAACAAGACUUGCGGUCACAGAACACGGGAGGUUCAGUGCAUUUUCAGAAACUCGACGUCCGGGAUUACGACUCUCAGCUCGCACUCUUCGACACUCCGUUCAAGGACCAUGGUCGUGUGGAUGUUGCCGUGUCCUGUGCUGCUGUGAAAGAGCCAGCCGGGUGGUUUGAACCGGAAGACUUGGACCUAGCCACCGUCCGGCGAGAGCCCCUGCCGUUGAAAGAUCACAUUGACAUCAACUUGAUCAGUGUUCUCUCUUUUUGUCGGAUCGCCCUCGCGUAUAUGAAAGCCAGUCAUUCUUCAGGCACGGACACGGAAUUCUCAAAAUCCAUCGUACUCGUCUCAUCCAUAGCUGGCAUUACUGAGGCACCUGGUUUGUUCGCCUACUCAACAUCGAAACACGGUGUGAUUGGCUUGAUGCGAGCUCUCCGGCCAUGGGCACCUCAAAGAUACGGAGUAAGGGUAAAUGCGCUUUGCCCUUGGGCUACGGAUACGCAACUGCUUGGUGUGAAAGAGAAGUGGGUGAAGCAAAACAUGCCUUUGAAUACCCCAGCCGAUGUUGGGAAGAUUAUACUUCAAUGCUCUGCUGAUCGGGAACUGAAUGGAAGAGCAGUUUUCAUCACGGGAGGGAGAUUUUUCGACACGGAAGAGGGAGUCGAUAGAACAUUGCCUCAGUGGAUGGGAGAGCAAAAUGCAAAGGAGUUUCUCAAGGGCCAAGAGCUCCUCGGACUGGGAGAUGGUUGGACAGAUUGA